Molecule: messenger RNA, 14075 nt
Organism: Podarcis lilfordi (Lilford's wall lizard)
Lineage: Eukaryota; Metazoa; Chordata; Lepidosauria; Squamata; Lacertidae
Source: the annotation of a GenBank genome assembly
ACCCAAUCUGAGGGAGGCAAAGAGAAGCGGGGGAGAGAAUAAAAGGAGGUUGAGAUGAGAAGGCAGUAACAGCAACAACCCUGAGCUGUCAACUCUGUCCUGAGGAAUUCAGACAAGGGAGGAGAUUGUAGGGAUCAUUAAUCAUUACGGUCUCUUUGAGCAGCUAACUUCUUAGAGUUUCAAGUCAUAGUGGUACCUGAAUCUGGUCAUCCCUUUUGAGUUUGUUAUUUUUUAAGCUCUGCUGUUCCCCCCUCCUCGUCUCUCAGAAGGAAGAGCUGCCCUGGGUCAACUGCCGCAGCUUCUCCACCAUGUCUUUGGCAGGAACGAAAUGCCUGGUGACCGGAGCUGGUGGAUUCCUUGGUCAAAGGAUCGUCUGCCAGUUGCUGGAGGAAGAGGAAGGACUGGCCGAGGUCCGCGCCACGGACAAAGCCCUCAGCCCUGAGACGCUCCAGCGCUUUGGAAGUAAGUUCCUCUGUGUUUGUUUUCUGAAGGGAGGGGAAGAUCUGGAGUUUAGAGAAGAUGUGCGAGGAUCCAAAUUGUAGGGUUAUCUCAUGGGGGGGGUCAUUUCGGGACAGUGGCCUCACUUACUGAGGUGUUGCAUGAGCUGAAACAUUUCAGAACGCAGGUGGGAGCUUGCAGGAUGCACAUAGAAAAGUAGCGUGCUCAGGAAAGGAGUGUACUGGGAUCCUUUGCCCUGACAGGCCACUUUUCUACCUGCAGGGAAUGUGUUUUGUGCAGCAGGGGGUUUGCCCAUCAGCAAGCAAGGUGCCUCAGGCCCCGUCCUUAAACUGUUGACAUAGGAGGUGGCUCUUUAAAAGGCAAAAGGCCUGAUAUUUCUUCACUGGUUUAGUUUUCUGUUUGGGGAUGGUUAAAUGUGUUUCAUGUUAAUAUUUUGACGGUGUGGGUUUUUUUAAUGUGAGGGUCGUUGUCUGUUUUAUAUUGCUCUGUGAUGGUAGAAUGGGGUAGCAGCGGGGCAGCAGUUGUACUGUGGAACAGGAAUACUUUGGCAUAAGGUUGCAAUUGUCUCUUCACAAACCUGGGCGUUCCCCGCAGACUGCCUUUAGCCUCGUCAGAAACACUGUCUCCGGCAAACACCUGAGUGGGCUGUACUUAUCUGUGUCUGCGAGGAGAUAUAAAAUCAUGUCAGAGGGGUUCUGGCCAAGGGACCUUGUCAUUAUAGGUACUAAAAAUCUUUCUCUUGCUUCAUUAUAUAAGGGGCAGCACCAGAUAUAAUGCAUAAGGUCCUCUACUUCAGAACAUCCCCUAAUGCAAACACAUUCGUUUUUUGGUAUGCCUCUGUGUCUCCCAUCUCUAUAAGCAGAGUUUAUUGUAUUUAGUCGUAACUCUGUAAAAGCUUUCCGAAGUUGUGCAAAAGUCAAUUCAUUAAAAUAAGAUGUAUGUUCAUUGGGAGUGGGCUGUAUCUCCACAACUUCCAUGUAUUCAGAUGAACAAAUGAAACAGGCUUCCACAACUGGAAUUGAAUGAUGUCUCCCUUUUUACAUGCUCAGCUGAAUGUUCAGAUGCUAUGCGAGUUUUUCCUGCCUGUGUGCCUGUGCUGGGAGCAGGGCUGGUGGUCUCUAGAUGGCAGGCAUGUGUGGGCACCAAUCCAGAGCGAAAAAUUAAGACUGGGGCAUUAGGUGUAAGGGCAACAAACUUAAACCUCAGAAGUUAGGUUUAAAUAAGGGACAACUGUUCCUUUGGUUAUUGUCCUAGGAAAAGCAGGAAGGACCUCCUGUGGCUGCUGUUCAUAUAUUUCUCUAUAGAGAAACCUUCAGUUUAAAAACUAAUUGACUGACUUCAGAGCACUGGCAGACUAGUUUCCCAUUGUCCCCUGAAUAUCCAGGAUAGCAGCAGCAACAUGCCUAGCAGUACAGUUCAGGAAAUAUUAAAAGGUUUUCUAUAAUUAACAAAAGCAACAUUCAGUGUCUCUUUCAGAUCCUCCAUACAGGUCAAUUACGGUCAGUUUGAGACCUUUUUGUUGUAGACAAUUUGAGGUUCAGGGCGUUGACAAUUUCUGUGUGUCUUUUCUCCUUUUCUGUGAAGUCGUACGUUUGUUAAAAUCCAGGGCUUGUGUACUCAAAGGGGUGGUAGAUGGCUGAUGGAGGGCUCCGGGUGGUGGACAGGGUAAUCUCGGUCUCCCAGAGUGAAAGGCUGGGAGGAGAAAGGAAGGAUUUCGGAUAAGAGCUGGGGGGGGGGGGCAGCUGCUACCUUCUGUGGGAGGUGGGGGCUGAGAAUUGCCUUUAGGAGAGGACUCUGGCAACCAUUUUGUGCGAGUCUGAUUGAUGUGUGACUGCUAAUAUGUGUGCCACUUUUGGCCACCAAAGGGGACAGAACAGGGUGGGGGUGUAAUGGGCUUAUGCAUAACCGCUGACAUGCACAAUACUAGAACACAACCCCCAUGUAAAUAGGGAGUUGCCUGUAUUUUUGGUAGUCCUUAUCUUAUUGUACAGUCGUACCUUGGAUCCCGAACGCCUUGGUACUUGGACAUUCUGGCUCCUGAAUACUGCAAACCCAGAAGUGAGUGUUCCGGUUUCCAAACAUUUUUUGGAACCCGAACGUCUGACGGGGGCUUCCUGCAGCCAAUCAGAAGCCACGCUUUGGUUUCCGAAUGUUUUGGAAGUUGAACGGACUUCCGGAACGGAUUCCAUUCAACUUCCAAGGUACAACUGUAUCUGUAUUGUGAAAAACUUUAAUAAAAAUCUUGUAACUGGUCAAUAUUGAGCUGUGGGAGGCAGCUUUCAGUGCCCCUAUGGCUUCCAACUGAAAAGCUGCAUGGGCACAGACUCCUUGGGAUUACACAAAGGUCAUGUUAGUCAUGCAAGGAAAAUGAGCUUUUAAGAAAAAGACCAAUAUUCAAAAAAGAGGCAGGCAUCUUUCUGCCUUCUUCAGUGUGCAGUAGAGUGCUGAGACAUCAUGGACUCUGCUCCCCCCCCCCUUUUUUGGGACACAUUGCCCACAAGGGCAUCUCUUACUGAUCGUGGGCAAUUAGACACCCCCCCCCCCAUUUUGAAAAUACAUACAAUUGAACUGAAGAGAGAUGUGUCAUAAUCCAGCACAGAUUUAGAAAAGGCUUAAGUCGGCCAGAAUCAUUUACUUCUUAUUGGCUCUAACAUACAGUUUGCAUAUACACUAUACCUCUAAAACACAUCUUUUCCCUCAAAAGAAUUCUGGGCGCAGAACUACCCAAACUUUAUAGAAAUUUAUUUAUGUAUGUGACUACAGCAGCAAUCAUGUUUAUUUGCUCAAAAAUGGAAAGAAGAAGUCCUGACAAAAGAAGAAUGGACACAAAAACUCGUGGAAUAUGCAGAAAUGGCAAAACUUACCAGAAAAAUAAGAAAUCAAGAUAACAAACUUUAAAAAAAUGAAUGGAAAUGGCUUGUUGAAUAUUUACAAACAAACUAAACAAUAAGAACAUUGGCAGGAGUGUUGUAAUAAUCUGCCAUUUUAUAGGAGUAUACAUUUAAAGUAGAUAACUAAAUGGUUAAUUCAGAAUAUGCAGAAAAUAUAAAAAAUUUUAGGAACCACAGAAAGAGGGGGAAGGAAGUCGAGUUUUAAAAAUGUUAAAAUGAUUGUAAAAUUAUUGAAAUGUGUAAAUAAAAGUUUUUUUAAAAAGGAAUUCUGGGCACUGUAGUUUAGCUCUUGCAGAGUGACAAUUCCCAGCAACUUUUAACAAACUACAGCACCCAGAAUUCUUUGAGGGAAAGAAUGUGCUUUCAAGGUAUAGUAUAUACAGUGCCAGAUUUACAUAUAAGCUAAACAAGCUAUAGCUUAGGGCCCCACUCUUUUGGGGGCCCCCAAAAAAUUUAAAGGGGAAAAAACCUGGAUGUACAUUUCCAAAAUAUAAGAAACAAAUAAAAUAAAACCACAAAACAGUGUUUUGUGUUGUGUUGUAGGCUCCUAUGAUGUAAGUAAUGGGCCCUGCCUGCCAGUCCGCUCCCUAAAAAAUCACUGGUUUGCUCAUAUAAAGGGCCCCAUUACCUUCAGUAGCUUAGGGCCUCAUCAAACCUAAAUCCGACCCUGAGUAUAUACACAGCCAAAGUCUUGAGAAACAUGUCGUUUUGGCUGCUCCUUGAUAUAGAUUAAACCAGGGGUCUGCAACCUUUAAGACAAAAAGAGCCACUUGGACCCGUUUCCGAAGAAAAAAAAACUGGGAGCCGCAAAACUCGUCAUUAUAAAAAUAACUUUUUUGGCACUUUUUAAAAUUAUUUCUUUGUUUGACCCCUCAGAAUUACUCCUCCUCAUAGAAAUAAACGUUAAAUUAACAAGUUACCUUUUUGUGUGUGUGUGUUCUUCACUCCCCUUCAAAACAGUGACCAGCGUACAUGCCCCCUUUCAAUGCAGUGACCAGCGUACAUGCCCCUUACAAUGUAGUGGGCGGGCGGGCGGGCGGGAAGGUGACGUUGGGACGGUGCGUGACUAACGCACGCACUGCCCCCAUGCGAUGUCACAGCCAGUACAGCGCCCGCCACAGUGGGGAGUGUCGGGGCGCACAAUGCGCCUCCUCCCUCUCACUAGUAUCCGCCCCGGAGCCGCGGCAAAGGUGUAAAAGAGCCACAUGCGGCUCCAGAGCUGCGGGUUGCAGACCCCUGGAUUAAACGGUAGGGAUUCUCCUGCUCUUUAGUGAACCCAUGGAGGCAAACAGCUGAUCACCCCUUUAUCUGAUGUCAUAAUUUCCAGAAGUGAAGACUACAACUCCCCUGACAAUCAUCGAAGGGGAUAUCCGGGAUGCAGCGUUCCUCCGCACGGCUACCCAAGGUGUCUCUCUUGUCAUCCACACAGCUUGCAUCAUCGACGUCUUGGGAUAUAUAGACAAACAGACACUCUGGGAUGUCAACACGAAAGGUAAGACUGGGUUCUGCAGAGGGAAAUCCGGGUGGGACACAAUUGGAAAGGAACGUUGGCAAGACGAUUGAAAUGACCUCAGCAGGGUGAUUUGUGCUGCUUAUUCAUCACCAAACCUUUUAUUGGCAUCACAUACAAACAUCCAAACCAAAUCAAUACAGAAUUACCACUUCCCCAGUGGCACAAAACAUUUGCUACAAGAAAGGAGGCAGAGAAGUCUAUCAUCACAUCUCUAGGUCUCCAGGGAGAUCAGACGUUUGCAGUGUAUUUCGACGACAAAAAAACCAAAUAGAGAUAUUUAGCCAGUAACUUGGUGAGCUCUUGAUCAUUCCCCAGUAAUAGAAAAUGUAUGACCUCCAACUCUGGUUUCCAUUUGGGGAUGCAGAGUUGAUCCGUGAGGGAGCCUUCCCAGACCCGCUGAAAGAGGCGGUUAUUAAACCGCUUCUUAAAAAACCAUCUUUAGAUGCGGCCAUGAUGGCCAACUAUCGCCCAGUCUCAAAUCUUCCAUUCUUGGGCAAGGUGAUUGAGCGAGUGGUUGCUGAACAACUCCAGGCACGCCUGGAAGAAGCGGACCAUUUGGAUCCCUUCCAGUCGGGAUUCAGGCCUCAUCAUGGGACUGAAACUGCCUUGGUCGCACUGGUUGAUGAUCUCCGGCAGGCUAGGGACAAAGGUGAGAGCUGUUUCCUGGUUCUGCUGGAUCUCUCAGCGGCGUUUGAUACCAUCGACCAUAACAUCCUUCUGGACCGUCUAGAGGGGCUGGGAGCUGAGGGCACUGUCAUACAGUGGUUCCGCUCCUUCCUCCUGGGCCAUGUUCAGAAAGUGGUGGUGGGGGAUGAGUUUUUAGACCCCUGGGCUCUCACUUGUGGGGUGCCUCAAGGUUCUGUCCUCUUCCCCAUGCUUUUCAAUAUCUACAUGCAGCCGCUGGGAGAGAUCAUCAUGGGGUCUGGGCUGGGUGUUCAUCAGUAUGCGGAUGAUACCCAGCUCUACCUCUCUUUCAAAUCAGAACCAGUGAAGGCGGUGAAGGUCCUGUGUGAGUGUCUGGAGGCAGUUGGAGGAUGGAUGGCGGCUAACAGAUUGAGGUUGAAUCCUGACAAGACAGAAGUACUGUUUUGGGGGGAUGGGAGGCGGGCAGGUGUGGAGGAUUCCCUGGUCCUGAAUGGGGUAACUGUGCCCCUGAAGGACCAGGUGCACAGCCUGGGAGUCAUUUUGGACUCACAGCUGUCCAUGGAGGCACAGGUCAAAUCUGUGUCCAGGGCAGCUGUUUACCAGCUCCAUCUGGUACUUAGGCUGAGACCCUACCUGCCCGCGGACUGUCUCACCAGAGUGGUGCUUGCUCUAGUUAUCUCCCGCUUGGACUACUGCAGUGCGCUCUACGUGGGGCUACCUUUGAAGGUGACCCGGAAACUACAACUAAUCCAGAACGCGGCAGCUAGACUGGUGACUGGGAGCGGCCGCCGAGACCAUAUAACACUAGUCUUGAAAGACCUACAUUGGCUCCCAGUACGUUUCCGAGCACAAUUCAAAGUGUUGGUGCUGACCUUUAAAGCCCUAAACGGCCUCGGCCCAGUAUAUCUGAAGGAGUGUCUCCACCCCCAUCGUUAAGCCCGGACACUGAGGUCCAGCACCGAGGGCCUUCUGGCGGUUCCCUCACUGUGAGAAGCCAGACAGAGGGCCUUCUCGGUGGUGGCGCCCUCCCUGUGGAACACCCUCCCACCAGAUGUCAAAGAGAACAACAACUACCAGACUUUUAGAUGACAUCUGAAGGCAGCCCUGUUUAGGGAAGCUUUUAAUGUUUGAUGUAUUACAGUAUUUUAAUAUUUUUUUGGAAGCCGCCCAGAGUGGCUGGGGAAGCCAACCAGAUGGGCGGAGUAUAAAUAAAUUAUUAUUAUUAUUAUUAUUUAGAAAUUGCUGGUGGAGAUCAGCAUAUAGUUCACAAUGAAGAACCAUAUGUUCUGCUUAUUGAAUAUGUCUUUCCUUCACUGCUGACCAACCACAGCCUGUCCCCAGGGAGCUGAAAUUCAGAGCAGGGAAGGUGGUUUCUGUUGCAGCAACAACAACCUCUGGGAGAGGGUGGCCUGGUAUCACAAGCAAUACACAAAGGCCAAAUAUUCAGUGUCCACCUUUUGCCAUGAGUCCUCCUGCUUCCUAGGCCCCCUUCAGCUACCUGCUAAUGUACUACAACACAAUAUAGCCUCUGCUGUCUCCUUUCCAUGGCACUGUCAGGAAUACACAGCCACACCCCAGCCUGUCAGAGCUGUUCUUGGGAAGCUAGUGACACAGAGCAGAAUGAGGUAGGGAUGCAGAGGCAGAGUCCUGAGAUAGAAUAGAUUGUUCCACUUUACACUGCAGUUUCAGCUGCAGAUGCUUAGUGCACAAUGUUCUGCAUUUAAACGUUGAUAUGAAAUGAUCCCAUAAACCCACCGUCUAUGUAAGAGUCUCCUGUUACAAAAUGAGGGACUAGUCUGAAGUCAGUGGAUUCUGGACAGGACUGCAUGUUUGAAUAACCACUUUUCUUUAAAAAGAAACCUCCCUGCAUGUAGAAGACCAGUGCAUCAGGGAGAAUGGUUUAGUACAGGCCGUUCCCUGGUGUGUUUUAGUACACGUUGAGGGAUUUUUAUGCACACUGAUGUACGUUAUGCAGAAUGAGUGGUAGGACAACACUGAACUGAAAAGGGGCUCAAAUUAAGCCUCAGGUCAAAAUUUCCAGAAAUGUUGUGUAGUAAGUAGACCCACUUUAACGGAUAAGCUGGGGAGGAGCUACAGAGGCUUUCAACUUCCUAGCAGGUGCCCCUCUCAUAGAGAACACCUGCCACCUUACUUCAUGCAGGCAGUUCUCUACAGGCCUGGCACAAUGCAAUGUGAGCUGGUGGGUUUGGGUCAUCGCUAAAAAUGGCAGAAGGCACAUGUGUGAGAGAGGGCAGGGAAAUGUUCUUUUCAUUUUUCCACCUCUGGCAGCAAAACUUGAGCCAGCCUUGCUAACGUCUUUCUUUUUGGCAAAGGUACGCAGCUGCUACUGGAUGCCUGCUUCCACAACAACGUCCAGUAUUUUGUCUUCACCAGCAGCAUUGAAGUGAUGGGUCCAAACAGAAGAGGGGACCCCAUUGUUGAUGGCGAUGAAGACACAGUGUACCACGAUACCAGAAAAUUUCCUUACGCUGAAUCAAAGAGAGUAGCGGAGAAAUUUGUGCAGCAGCUGGAUGGCCAGCCGCUGAAAGAUGGCAGCAGUCUUGUGACGUGCGCGUUGAGGUCCCCGUACAUCUUUGGAGAAGGAAGUCCUUUCCUUCUGGGCCAUCUCGAUGAAAGCAUCCAAAACAAUAAUGUCUUUAUAAGGCUAUCUAGGAAGGAGGCUCUCGUAAAUCCCAUCUACGUAGGGAACAUUGCUUCGGCUCACAUUCAAGUGGCGAAAGCCAUGAGGGAUCCAGAAAAGGUCAAGCGGAUCCGAGGAAAAUUCUAUUACAUCACAGAUGACACUCCCCACAUGAGCUAUUCAGACUUAAAUUACGAGCUGAGCAAGGAGCUGGGGUUUGGGAUUGAACCCAAACUACCAAUGCCCUUGACAAUGUUCUAUUACUAUAGUCUGCUGCUGGAGAUUGUGAGUUUCUUACUCCGGCCUUUUGCCAGAUACAUUCCCCGCAUCAAUACUCACCUUGUGACCUUGGUCAAUACCCCUUUUAGCUUUUCUUCCAGAAAAGCUCGACGGGAUUUUGGCUAUGCACCUCGCUACAAAUGGGAAGAAGCCAAGGAGCUUACAAGCCAGUGGAUUGCCAAAGUAGCUCCACUGAGAAGGGCCUACCUGAAAAACAAGACCCUCUAAAGUUGACCUCUGUGGCAGGAUGAAGAGGAGGCAGGAAGUAAGGAGGGUGGGAAUCAGCCGGGAGGCAACAGAGCAGCCAAAGUGUGGAACCCACUUUCUGUAAUGCCUGAAUGAAGUACAAGAACCCUUUUGUUCACUGUGGACAUUAAUGAUCAAGCAGAUCCCCGCAGAGUUCUUCACCAGCUCUCAUGGGCCGCCAUCUGCUCCUGUCACCAUUCAAAACUGCAAGGACAGCAGUGAUUUGUCACAUACAGGUUACUUGCAGAGAAAUGUUAAUAAUAGCAAUGCAUAUAUAAAAUCAGCAGGACAUGCGUGACCUGUGCAACAGGUGUUGUGUGGGGGGUUUUUUUAAUUGAGUUUAAUUGAGGGCCAUUUUAUAGAAUCAGCAUGAUCAAGUGGCAAUGGUUUUUGUGAUAAGGGUGAUGAGGUGUGCUGCCAAAAAAGGGCGGGUGAGGAAAAAAUACAUUCUUAAAGAAUAUGGUGCAAAGAAGGGUUUGGCCUGGUUCUCGUCUCAGUUUCCUAUUUUUCUCUAGUACGGUCCAUAAAAUAGUUACCACCUGAUCCUGCUGAUUCUAUACUCUGGCCCCCAAGUCAUGCCAGCUAACAAAUUCUUCUACCCUACGGUGCCUCUUCACCCUGGGGACUGUAUAGAGUGCAAGAUUUUCACUGUCCCGUUAAGUGCAUCUGAACACUUUCCAGAUACCCAAAUGCAAUUUCAACCAGAAAUCCAAGCACAGGUUAAAAAUGGAAGAAUAGGUAACUCUUUUUUAUAUUAAAAAAACCCCAAGGUUUUAUUUCAGAGAAAAGUAAACAUUGUUAACAUGUUCAAAGGGUCUUCCAUUUCCUCUCCCCACCCCACCAGGUUCAGCUGAGCCCCUAGAGCAGCAUGCGUAUACAUAUAAUUUUUUUGAAGAAAACAUCAAUGCAAUCAGGGGAGACAUUGCGUGAAAGACGAAGGGGAAUUUUCCCACCUGCAGAUGAAAAAGGGAGGGGUUUCCAAAUUCACCAUUGGGAAUCAACUACACAACACAGCAUGCCUUCCACUCGCUAAACAAGGACAAACAAAGUGUUCCUCUCACUUACUGCACAUCAGCUGAGGUCUUGGUGACUGCAUCCCUACAGGUCCAAAGUUCCCAUUCUUUGUUGAACUCUGCUUCCCUAACCCAGCUCACCAAUCCAUCAACUAUACUCACUCACUUCCCCAAAUUACCUGACUUGCAACUUCCAGCCUCCCUCCCUGUUGCUUGGGGAAGCGCCGCCCUACUGGCUUUUGCCCCAGGGCCACACAAGUCCUUCCACGUAAAUUUGGCUAGGCUUUCCAGACACACACGCCGCCCAUAGUUUAAACACUGACUUGGCAAGCAACGGUUUACACACAGCAAACAUGUUUCCUACUUAAAGUACAGCUCUGGCCUCUGUUCACUACAGUUAAAAACGCUACGUUUCUUAAGGUUCCUUCUUUAUUUCAUUUCCCCAUGAAACUUAGAACAUUCAUUAGCUUUUAUAGACAAGGCAGUCGUCCUCCCCCUGCUUCCCUAUCCUAUGUGAAGUCUGUGGUGUUGUACGAGGUGCGUCUUGUAUCGGAAGCCUUUGCCGCACUCGGCACACUUGUAGGGUUUCUCCCCCAUGUGGGUUUUCCGGUGCCUUGCGAGAUGCGAACUCUGUAUAAAGCCUUUUCCACAUUCAACACAUAUAUAGGGCUUUUCCCCUGUGUGCGUUCUCUGGUGCUGAGUCAGGGUUGAGAAAUCGCUGAAGCUUUUCCCGCACUCGCUGCAUUCAAAGGGUUUCUCUCCCGUGUGGGUUCUUUGGUGGUUCACAAGGUGCGAGUUCCGACUGAAGCAUUUCCCACACUCGGGACAAAGGAAAGGCUUCUCUCCGGUAUGGAUUCUCCUAUGUGUAAAAAGGUGAGAGCUCACCGUGAAGUUUUCCCCACAUUCACUGCAUAUGUAGGGCUUCUCCCCCGUGUGAAUUCUCUGGUGUUUAAUAAGGUCAGAGCGCCAGCUGAAGCUCUUGCUACAUUCAGUGCACUUAUGAGGCUUCUCUCCCACUGGAGUGAUCUCAGGUUGGACAUUAAGGCUUGAAUUAUAUUGGACGCUCCCCCCACCUUCGGUGUAACGAAAAGGUUCUACUCCCAAGGGAAUCCCAGGUGGAGACACGAUGUCCUGGAGGAGUCCCAGGCUACCACCUCGAUCUGCAGAUUCAUUAUGCUGCUGAUCAGGACAAUUGUCUUGCAUCUGUUCAUCUUCAAUGGCUCCUCCAUGACUUUGAGGAGCAUUUUCUUCAUUUUGUCUCAGUAGAAGCUCAUCUUGCUGCACCUUCUCUGCAUCAUCUCCAGGAGGAAUCUCUUCCUCGUACUCACUUGGGAUCUCAGAGUUUCCUAGAAAGCAGAAGCAUCAGAUAGGAGGAUUUAGACCAAUAAUAUUAAUAGUAGCCUGAAAAGUAGGUAUGACAUUCCCCCUGAGGACUUUAAGAAUCCUACAGGCUAGGGCGGAAUAACUAGAAGACACUUCAUGGCAUGACUUUGGGGAGAUGGGUGUGAGGCAGGCACAGGCAAGUUAACAGCCAAGGAGAGAGGUAAUUCAUGCUGGCAAUGACCCCAUGAAGGUGAGAAGUGGGAAAGGGGGGGACUAAUCCUUCCCCACCAAAUAAACAUGGAUUUGAAACUGGAGUUGCCCAGUCUCCUCCCUGCCCAAUCUUUCUCAGGGGAAGGGCCUGGCAGGAAGCGUAUGCUGCUCAGUGCUGCCACUCGCCCACCCCAGUGUUGCCUCAUAAGGAAAGCACAACUACACAAUUGGCCACCUGAGACAAAGAUGCAGAAGAGAGGAGGAAGGAGAAAGUGAGGACAUCUAUACAGUCAUAACUCGGUUUACAGGCGCUUUGGGUUGCGCGAUUUCGGGUUGCGCACUGGGCUGAACCCAGAAGUACCGGAAUGGGUUACUUCUGGGUUUCGGCGCUUGCGCAGAAGCGCUAAAUCACGCUUUGCACAUGCACAGAAGCACCAAAUCACAAUCCGCGCGUAUGUAGAUGCAGCGCUGCAGGUUGCGGACGCUGUGGGUUGUGAACGUGCAUCCCGCACGGAUCACGUUUGCAACGCGAGCAUCCACUGUACUGCCAUUAGUGAUGAAGAUUAGUGAAGACCAGCUAGAAAGUGUGUUUCCAGCCACACCGUGCAUAAAGCGAGACCAGGAUGAGAUAUUUGAUAGAAAUAUCUUUUUUUGGACUGUUCUAGCUCACCUAUAAAUUCUCUUUCUGUAGAACUGGAGAGCACAGAUGCACACAGUUCUUCUACUGGUUCCAUCCACAGAUGUCACGCUGAGGAAUCCUGUUCACGGCAAGACAUAUAGAAAGAUAGGCAGACGAUACUGCAAAUGUCUGUAAAAUCUCUUCCAAGUGCAAUACAUUAAUCAAAAUAACAAACCACACAACCCCUUCACUAGCACAGUAACAGAAACUUUACCCAUCUCCCAGGUCAGAACCCACCUUCAACAUGGCCAUCUGAGCUCACUGCAAACCCAUCUCCAACAUGCACCUCUCUGAAAUUAUUGUUAGCAGUAUUUAUAUGACACCAUCCCUAUACACGCUUCCUCAGAUGAAGAGCGGUUCACCUCGUAUCUUCAGAGAGAGAAAAUAAUCCGUUUAUCCAAUUUACACAUGAAAACAAUUAAACUUUCACCUGGUGCCUUCAUGCAAAAACUGGAAAAUUACUCAAGACCCUGAGUGCGCCGCUUUCGAAUCUCCUCCACUUUGCCCCAAAGUCUGUUUAAAACAAAAUACAGGGACAAGGGGGGAAAUGAAAAAUGUUAUUAUGCAUCUUUACAUUUCAUAGCAGCAGAAGCUUGGGAGUAGAUUGCAAGAAUCUCCUCAGAAAUACUUUUCCUGCCACUCCACUCCCCCCCAUCAAUGUUCUACAUGAAGAACAUGGAAAUGCAUGAGGAUUUGUAUACACAGCUCAAGGUCAAACAAUACAUGAUAUAACUGGUUCUGCUAUAACUAUAUUCAGGCAUCACACCAAAGCCAUUGUUUGCUGUGAUGUCUGAAUGGACACGUCAAGGUUUGCAAUCCAUGAGCAAACCAGAAUCAGUAACCACAGUUUGAAAGGAAGUUACAAGCCACAGCUGGUGCUAGUUGUGGCCUGGUUUCCACAUCCCAAAAAGCCGGAGUAUGGCUUACUGUGCGCGGGUGGCACUGUGGGUUAAGCCACAGAACCUAGGACUUGCCGAUCAGAAGGUCGGCGGUUCGAAUCCCCGCGAUGGGGUGAGCUCCCAUUGCUCGGUCCCAGCUCCCGCCGACCUAGCAGUUCGAAAGCACGUCAAAGUGCAAGUAGAUAAAUAGGUACCACUCCAGUGGGAAGGUAACGGCGUUUCCGUGCGCUGCUCUGGUUCGCCAGAAGUGGCUUAGUCAUGCUGGCCACAUGACCCGGAAGCUGUACGCCGGCUCCCUCGGCCAAUAAAGCGAGAUGAGUGGUGCAACCCCACCGUCGGUCACGACUGGACCUAAUGGUCAGGGGUCCCUUUACCUUUUUAUGGCUUACUGUGACCGCAUAAAUGCACUGGCUUCUUAAGAGCAGCUCCCUUUUACUUUGGCUCAGUUACAGAUUGUGAUGAGGAAGAGAGACUUGAACCACAAUCAGCCUCAUAUGAAGCAAAACCUUUGCUUAACUGCUAAGCAGUUAAGCAGUGCUGAGCUGAAAAGCCUGUGAAGAAGCAAUGUCGCACCAGUCUCCUUUCUAGAAGGUUAAGUAAUAUAUUGUGCAUUUCCACUAAACCAUGGGUUUCACUUUGUGUGGUGUGCAUAUAUGUCCAGCAAUGUUGAAAUUGAAAAACUAAUUACAGGCAUUGCUCAAUCUAUAAGGGCACCUGUACCCCACCCCAAAUUGGUUUUUUCCCUUUUAAACUACGACUGUUGAGCAGAUGGAAACAAAAGAAGGCUUGCAGCUCCUAAUCAUGGUUAUUUCAUGUGCCUGUAAACCCAAACCAUGAUUUGGGUUUGAAAUAACAGUUUAUGCAAACCCUUGUUUAGUGUACAGCAGUACCUCGGGUUAAGAACUUAAUUUGUUCCGGAGGUCCGUUCUUAACCUGAGGUACCACUUUAGCUAAUGGGGCCUCCCGCUGCCACUGCGCUGCCGCUGUGCGAUUUCUGUUCUCAUCCUGAAGCAAAGUUCUUAACCCGAGGUACUAUUUCUGGGUUAGUGGAGUCUGUAACCUGAAGCGUCUGUAACCCGAAAUGUCUGUAACCCGAGGUACCACUGUAAUGGCUCUAUGGAGCUGCUUAUCUGCAAUAUGGCAUUGGUAAUAAACAAACAAACAAACAAACAAAUAAAUAAGAUAGUAUACUAUUAAUGCCUACUUUUAUAAUGAUGAAAGAUUUAAUGGGAUAUUUUUAUAGCAAAUUUAACAACAAAAAAUAAACAAAUGGGGGG